AUGGAGGCAAUGAUCAAGACCAACAAUGGACUUCACCAGUACUACAACAUGCUUGUCGAUGUCCUAGCGGGUUCGAAGGAGUUAGAUGUGAGACGCGUAACGGCCUUCUGCAAACGUCAUUCCCGAUAUUCCUACAUUUACGAUCCGGAUACUGGUUGCAUUUCAACUAGUCGAAUUGUGAUUCGCUCUUGUUCCGGCUCCUGUCAAGGUGCAGCAGGUACUUUGAUGUGGCAGCUAGAACAGCAGCGGCAGCAGAAACGCCGAUGGAGCAAAAAAGCAAGACGAAGAGUUCGUCGACACAGAAGUCAGUGGACUUCGUCAGCUUCGCUGCCGUCGCCUUCGUCAUCACUGCCACUGACACCCGGACUGAAUCGUAUGCCUCGAAGUGUCACGGAGAAUACUGGAACCUGCUGUCAGCCGGUGCGCUUCAAACGGAAGAGCGUACAGUUCCACUGUCCACAGAAUGGAGGUGAGGGCCGUGUCUACUCUCGGUGGUUUCGGUUUGUUCGGAAGUGUGGAUGCACCACCAAUUGUCACAAUCGUGAUGGCAGUACCACUGGCAGUACAGCCAAUGAUGCAUUUUGA
This is a messenger RNA of Hydatigera taeniaeformis, 585 nucleotides long. Lineage: Eukaryota; Metazoa; Platyhelminthes; Cestoda; Cyclophyllidea; Taeniidae. The record is from the annotation of a GenBank genome assembly.